GUCGGACAGACUGCGCAUGUCAAGGUUUGGCUAGGCAGACACGUUACAACAAGGAAGGAAAAUUUAAUAGUUUAAAACAUGAAUAGACAAAGACAUGGUGGUAGAGACAGACGUCCUAACUAUGGAGCAGGUGAUGGACUCCUUGGGGAAGGACCAGGUUUUGGUAAUGCAAUGUAUGAACCUAUGGUCAACAGUCAAAUGAACCAGCUGAUGCUUGCUCAACAGUUACUGCAUCAACAAGCAGCUCUAGGUGGUGCUGGAGGUUUUGGUGGAGGAGGUGGUGAGCUAGGAGCAAUAGGGGCCUUAGCUGGAGCCAUGGGAAAUAUGCAGUUUCUACAGCAACAGCAAGGAAUGGGUUAUGGAGGAGGUAUGGGAGGCAACAUGGGAGGCAUGAGGAAUGAUAGGAAACGUGUAGGAGGACAGGGCAGAGAUUUAGACUUCAAAAGAAGACGCAGAGAUUCUACUGGGAGAGGUGGUGAUCGGGAUAGGUCUCGAGGCCGCGACAGCAACAGGAGCGGUGAGGGUCGAGAUAGAAAUCAUUCUAGUCGUUGGGAUUCAGACAAAGAUAGGAAUAGGGGUAGGGGAGAGGACUAUGAUCCAGCUGAGCCUACAGAAGAUGAGGAGGUAAAAGACAAGGACAGCAACUUGUAUUGUCAUGUAUGCAAUGUAUCUGUAUAUGAUGAUGAAAGCUUUCGUCGUCACCUAAAUGGGACCAAACAUAAUCAGCGCAUGAAUAGUGUAUUGACAGUGCAUCAGAUGAAGAGCAAUCAGCUGAAGAGUAGACUGAAAGCAGAGGAGCAUCUACGAAAAAUAGAAGGGAAGAGAGGAGGAAGUUAUGACCCUAACUACUUCUGCAAGAUUUGCAACAAUAGUUUGACAAUUCCAUGGGAAAGACACAGAUUUUCAAACAUUCAUAAGCAAAGACAGCUUCAAGUGAAGAGAGGUUGUGGGUGGUGCAAUGUUCAUGACUUCACCAACUUCACUGAAGUUCUGGAGCACAGGGAGACAGAAGAGCACAAGAAGAAUGCUGAGCAAUAUGGCAAGAAAAAAGAUGAGAAAGAACGUGGCAGAUCUAGGAGUAGAAGCAGAGACCGGAGAGGAGAGAAGCACAGAAAGAGGAGCACGUCCCGUGACAGGUCUAGGAAGGAGAAAGAGAGAAAGCUCAAGGAGAAAGAGAAAAAAAAGAAAGAAGAAGAUGAAGAGGAUUUAACAAUACCAGAAUACAAUGCUGAAACUUGUGUGGGAUUAUCUUACAUUAUUCCUGUGACUGGAUUCUUCUGUAAAUUAUGCCAUAAAUUUUAUAACAAUGAAAAGUCUGCAAAAGGAGCCCAUUGUCAAAGUGAAACACAUUAUGAAAAGUUCAAGUUGGCCACUGAAGCAAAAAUAGCUGCUCGUGAAAAGAGAAGGGCUGAAGAAGCUGCUGCAGAGGCUGAGAAAAAAGCCAAUGAGGAAGCUCUGAAGGAAAGUGGGGGAGAUGCUGUUGAACAGGAAUUAAAAGAAGAAAUAGAUGGUGAUAAAGAUUUAAAUAAAGAUGAUGAUGACGAAGAUUAUGACGAUGAGCUUCCAUUGGAAGAUGAGGAUGAUGAUGGUGGUUUAGUUAAAGAUGAUGACUUUGGGAUGUUGGAUGAUGAUGAGCCAAGCUCCACCAGCCACAAUGCUACCACAGGUGACUCUCUCCUUGAGGACACAAAUGCUAAUUCCAGUUUUGUCUACAUGUCUGGAGAACUAGCUGAAGCACACCUGGAACUUCAAAAACAGGAACAAUCUAGCACCCAAGCACCAGCAACCACAGAAGUAACAAGUGAUGAUGAUGAACAGUUAAAGGAGUCUGAGGAACCAGCUAAGGUAGAUGAGGAUCCAUGCAUGGAUCUAUCUGGUGAAGGGGAGGAGAAAGAAGAGGAAAGUGUAACUGCUAAUACAGAGGAGGAUGUUAGUCAAUUGACUUCCACACCUGUUGAGACUACCAAGCCUGCUGGUAAAGGUAGAGGGGGUGGCACUGCCAGGAGAGGCCGUGGACGUGGUAAAGCUAAGAAAUAGAUUGGGGCGCUUCAUAAAUUAUAUCAUUUUUUAUACACUAGUUGACUGCAGACACCUGUUCAAAACUUACUCUAUAAAACACAAAGAAUAUUAUGUGGAUAAUGCCUUCAGGUAUUGCAGAGCACAAACAAAUUUAUGUAUUAUCUACUUUAAUACUUGCUUUAGUAAUGAAUUCAUUUUUUUUGUGCAAAUUUUUUUUAAACAUUGUAAAUGUUUUCUUUAGGUGGUUAUAAACUUUUUUCAAGUGAUCUUUUUAAAGGUGUGUUGUAUUUUAUGUUCUUGAUAAUCAAUGUUCAGAAAUAGGCUAUUGUUAAGUUUUAAACUUUAAUAAAUGAAUUCUAGCCCUAAUAUCAGAUGACACUUGAACAUGGUUUAUUUGAAAUCAAAAUUUAACCCUGUUAAUAGAUGAUUCACUGUAAAUAUUUCAUAGCUCAUAUCAAAUGUUUAUACAUUUGUUUACUUAAGUACUUCACUUCAAUUUUAUCCAUUUUGUUGGACUCUACCCACUGCUUUGUUUUAAUUUUCACUUGUAAGCUUUGAUACCAUUAGUUGAUGUUGAUAGAGCAGAUACAGCCAUUAGUCAGGGGAGGAUGUGUGGGAUCGUUAUGUUUAGCUUUUUCCACCCCUUUUGUUUACAUUCAUUGUUUCUGAUUAACUUUUUAAUUAAGGCACAUUGUUUUUAAUUUAAAAAAUAUUUUUUAAUUUAACAGCUACUGAAUUUGAAAUUUUAUAAAUUAUUCAGCUUCUACUUAUUUUAUCCUUGAUGUGCAUGUUUUAAGCAGUAUUCCAUUUUUUAUAUUUGGUUAAAUAACUAGGAAAGGUUGGUGUAAUUUAUUUUAAAACAAUGUAUAGAAUUGCUUAGUAAACUUUGUUGUUGUUACUUAAGUAAAUGAUGCACAUAAAGUGUAAGAUGGGAGUUAACAGUUCUCCCAGUCCAGUGGCACUGUCCAGUAUUAGAUUUUAUACUUUGUUCAUUUACUUUCUAAUUAAAAUAUUCUAAAAUAGCUCUACAAAAUUUUGUUACUUUGUGACAAUAAAUCUUUUGUACAAAAAAAAAAUUGACUUCUAUAGAAUUUCUGAAUGUAAAAUUUCACUUGAGGUUUAUUUACCCUUAGAGCUGGUGUUAGAUA
Molecule: messenger RNA, 3167 nt
Organism: Physella acuta
Lineage: Eukaryota; Metazoa; Mollusca; Gastropoda; Physidae
Product: glutamic acid-rich protein
Cellular component (GO): nucleus
Molecular function (GO): nucleic acid binding; zinc ion binding
Source: RefSeq, a predicted model, not a curated record